ACACUAGAGACAUUAUGCCAGCGAACAGGGCUCAUAUCCCAACUCCUAAUGUUGCAAAUUCAUGGCCACAUUUGACACAGAUCGCGACAAAGCUUAUGCCCUUAAACGCUUGUGAAGUAGGAUUGUUGAUAGGGUAUAACUGCCCCCAAGCAUUGAUGCCAAAAGAAAUUAUUCCACCAGAUGGACAAUGUCCAUUUGGCCAGAGAACAGACUUGGGUUGGUCAAUCGUUGGUAUUGUCAGUCAAGGUUACGUUGAAGCUGAUGCCGUCGGUCUCAGUCAUCGUAUCGUCGCAUAUGAAGUUCCUUCCGUCCGUGCGUUACCUGAAAACUAUUGCGUUAAGUCUGUCUUGUUUUCAGUAAGAACUUCUGUGAAAGAGAUCAUUAGCAGUGAUGUUUUGAACUUGCUUGAACGUGACUUUCGCGACAGUCCGGAAACCAAUUUGUCCUACUCCCAAGAAGACUUGCAGUUUCUUUCAAUUCUAGAAGAUGGCAUUGCAUACAAACAGGGUCAUUACGAAAUGCCAUUGCCGUUUAGAAGCCCAAGUCCAGUUCUUCCUAACAACCGAGCUCUAGCACUUAGCCGCCUAAGGCACCUUCAGAGACGGUUACAAACCAACGAGAGAUUUCGAUACCAUUAUAGUCAGUUCAUGGAAGACCUCAUGGUCAAGGGUCAUGCAGAGAAGGUCGUAGACACCCCAUCUCAUAAUGGUACGAUUUGGUAUAUCCCACAUCAUGGUGUGUACAAUGUUCACAAACCAGACAAGAUUCGAGUUGUAUUUGAUUGUAGUUCAGUUUAUCAAGGUCAUAGUCUCAACCAGCACUUGCUCCAAGGCCCGGACCUGACAAAUAAGCUAGUUGGUGUUAUAUGUCGAUUUAGAAAGGAGCCGGUCGCUAUCUUAUGUGAUAUAGAGCAGAUGUUUUAUCAGUUUAAGGUUUCAAGUGAAUGCCGAGACUACCUUAGGUUUUUGUGGUGGGAUUCGAAUGAUUAUUCCCAGGAGCCAGUUGAUUUUCGCAUGACAGUGCAUCUUUUUGGUGCAACAUCCUCACCAGGCUGUGCCAAUUUUGGUUUAAAAAGGAUUGCGCUUGAUAAUGAGGGAUUGUUUGGUAGUGCUGCUGCUGAUUUCAUUCAGAGUGAUUUUUAUGUUGAUGACGGUGUGAAGUCUCUGGCAACAGUUCGCGAAGCCAUCAGCCUUAUAGAAGCCAUAAAGUCCAUGUGCAGUAAGGGUGGCCUAAGACUCCAUAAAUUUGUUUCAAACAAGAAAGAGGUUAUACAGUCUCUUGCCCCAGAAGAUAGAGCCAAGGACUUGGUAAACAUUGAUCUAGUUCGUGACAAAUUGCCCAUAGAGAGGGCAUUGGGUGUGUCAUGGUGUAUAGAAUCUGACACCUUUCAAUUCCACAUAGCUCUUAAAGAUCGUCCCCUCACCAGACGUGGUAUCUUGUCUUCAGUAAGUUGUCUUUAUGAUCCAUUGGGUCUUAUUGCGCCGGUAAUACUUCUGGGUAAGCAAAUACUGCAGCAGAUGUGUGCCAGCAAGGCUGGAUGGGAUGAUCCUUUGCCAGAACAGUUGCAUGCAAAAUGGCAACGGUGGUGGCAAGGUCUCCACAGUCUUGCUAGUCUGAAAAUUAAUAGGUGUGUGAACCCUGAAAGCUUUGGUGAAGUAUCACGAGUAGAAUUGCACCAUUUCUCAGAUGCGAGUUCUGUUGGAUACGGUCAGUGUUCCUACAUCCGUUUGGUAAAUCAUGAGAAUACGGUUCACUGUGCUUUGUUAAUGGGGAAAUCAAGGGUGAUACCUCUUAAACCCAUAACCAUUCCCAGAUUAGAACUGGUUGCUGCUGUGCUUUCAGUAAAAAUAGGGAAUUUGUUGCAGCAAGAGUUGCGAUAUGAAGACAUUACCCAUGUAUAUUGAACGGACAGUAAGGUCGUAAUAGGCUACAUCUCUAACGAAGCUCGUCGGUUCCAUGUAUUUGUAGCCAACAGAGUACAGCAGAUUCGGGACCAUACUCAGUCGUCGCAAUGGCAUUAUAUUGGCACUGAAGUGAAUACCGCAGAUAUUGCUUCAAGAGGGCUUUACGCAAAUGAAUUAGUAGGUAACGAACUUUGGUUCAAAGGCCCCUCAUUUCUGUGGGAACAGAAUUUGACGUUGAAUGAGAACGAAAACACAACUCUUGACACUGACGAUCCUGAGAUUAAGAAGACCCAAAGUUUCCUAGUAAGUGAAGCAAAAUCAUGUCAGUCGUUACCAUCUCUCUUAGAACGUCUUCAUUAUUUUUCUGACUGGCUGCGUGCAAAACGAGCUAUCGCAAAUUGUCUGCGGCUAAAGGCCAAACUACUCAAAAGGCCUAUUACAGGGUCUACUGCUAACCAUGACAUAUCAUUACCCAUUUCUCCACAACAGCCCCUUAGUGUUGAGGAAUUGCGCCAGUCUGAACUGAUUAUAUGUAAGAUUGCUCAGAGGGCUAGUUUAAGGAGGAAAUUGACCAACUUGAGUCGCAUGGUAUAGAUAAUGCCCCAUUAAGUAGGCAAGAAGUUACAGUACGUCAUCGACUUCUGAAGUCCAGUUCUCAGUUGAGUCGUUUAGAUCCCUUUUUGGAUUGUGGUGGUUUUAUAAGAGUUGGUGGGCGUCUUCAAAACAUGAAUGGCUCUAGUUCAUUCAAACAUCCCAUUGUGUUGCCCAAUAAAGGCCAUAUAACAGAUUUAAUUGUUCGACACUUUCAUGAAAGGUGUUUGCACCAAGGUCGUGGUAUGACCACAAAUGAGAUCCGUCAGAACGGAUUCUGGAUAAUUGGUUGCAGUGGUGUUGUUUCUUCUAUGCUCUCUAAAUGUCGCGUUUGCAGAAAACUUCGCGCAGUAUCACAAUAUCAAAAAAUGUCCGACUUACCUGAAGAAAGAUUAGAACCUUCUCCGCCAUUUAGCUACUGUGCUGUGGACCUAUUAGGACCAUUUAUCAUCAAAGAAGGUUUAAAGGAAUUGAAAAGAUAUGAGGUUUUGUUCACAUGUAUGGCUUGUCGAGCGGUCCAUGUUGAAACUGUUAAUUCGCUAGAGACUGAUUCUUUCAUCAACUGUUUACGUAGGUUUAUCUCGUUGCGUGGUCCAAUCAGACAGCUUAGAUCCGAAAAAGGGACCAACUUUGUUGGCACUGAGAACGAGUUUAAUCAAGAGGUCCUUAAUUUAGACAAUGAUAGAAUUCAGAAAUUUCUUCUCGAACAAGAUUGUGACUUCUUUCCGUUCAAAAUGAAUGUGCCCACAGCAAGUCAUAUGGGUGGCGUUUGGGAACGCCAAAUCAGGUCAGUUCGCUCCGUUUUGAUGUAUCUUUUAGAAAGCCAUGGUUCACAACUUGAUGACGAAAGUUUAAGAACAUUCCUACAUGAGGCUUCUGCCAUAAUCAAUUGCAGGCCGCUCACAGUUGAAAACAUACACGAUCCACAUUCCACUACACCUUUAACUCCCAACCUCUUACCUACCUAAAAAUCAAAGGUCAUUCUUCCGCCGCCAGGAAACUUCCAAAGAGAAGACUUGUAUUGUCGUAAACGUUGGCGCAGAACACAGUAUUUGGUAGAUCAGUUUUGGUCUCGUUGGAAGCUUGAAUUUUUGCAGAAUCUUCAGGUAAGAAAUAAAUGGCAAUUUCCAAAGCGCAACAUGUGUACAGGAGAUAUUGUAAUCCUCAAGGAGGAUAGUAAGCCUCGGAAUCAAUGGAGGUUAGCUAGGAUAGUUGAAACCGUGAAGGAUCAAGAUGGUCUGGUAAGGAAAACACGAAUUGCUUUGGCGGAUUCAUCGCUUGAUAGUAAAGGUAAGCGAGUAAAUGCUGUAACCUAUCUGGACAGACCUAUUCACAAGUUGAUCCUGCUACACGAGACCGAGGAAUCCCCGUCGGAGAGCCUGAAUGCAGAGAUGAUUUAAUUUAAUAUAAUGUAUUUUGAAGGCACAAUUAAUUUUAUAACAUUAACUUUGUAAAUUACUUAUCAUAAUUUAAGGGAGCCAUGUGACUGUCGCUUACGAUAUUAACUAGGUACGAAUCAGUUCUAGAACGAAACGUAGAUUGUGAUAGCCAUUAGUAACCUCCCUUUUUACUUUACGCGCCAUUACGAAUACGUUUAAGAUACGCUUAACAUUUGUGUCAAAUCGUUCGUUCGUGGACACAUUAUUCAGGCCCAAAGAGUUUCGACGUAGAAUGUUAGAGUCUGUAGACUUGUAAAAGACAGAUUGUACACAAAGGCAGAAAUUAAACAUUUAAAGCAUU
Messenger RNA from Mercenaria mercenaria, 4235 nucleotides. RefSeq lists its product as uncharacterized. The record is from RefSeq and is a predicted model, not a curated record. NCBI's taxonomy places the organism in Eukaryota, Metazoa, Mollusca, Bivalvia, Venerida, Veneridae. The transcript has 2 exons. Bases 15 to 1904 code for a protein of 629 amino acids.